GUAUGAAAGCAACGGCUUCUAUGACCAAGGCACUCUCCCUGGAAAUGUCGGUGUAUGUGGCAAUAGGACUGUAUCCCAGGCUACGGCUUUUGACACAGCUGUGCAAGGACUGUUAACUAAUCUUAAAAUCGCAACGCCAAAGAUAAAUGGAUUUUUUGCAGCGACAAAGAGUGAAGUGGUUAGCGGCAGUACAACCGUGUAUGCAGUGUCACAAUGUGCAGAAACAAUAAGUGAGCUCAGUUGCCAAGAUUGCUUGACAGUGGCAUCUGCCAACAUACAAAGUUGUCCUCCUAAUGCAGAGGGUAGAGCUGUUGAUGCCGGUUGUUUUCUUAGAUACUCGGAUACUGCCUUCUUUGCUGAUAACCAGACAACUAAUAUCAGCCCCUUUCUUGGAGGAGGAGGAGGCUCAAGCAAGAAGAAUGCCAUUAUUGGAGGAGUAGUUGGAGGUGGAGGUGGUUUUUUGCUUAUAGUUGCGAUGAUAUUAAGGCAUCGACUAUCAAGAAAGUCAAAGUUAGCUCCAAGAGGUAACAUAUUAGGGGCAUCAGAGCUGCAAGGACCAGUGAUUUACAGUUACAAAGAUUUGAAAUCUGCAACAAAAAAUUUUAGUGAAGAAACUAAACUAGGAGAAGGAGGUUUUGGGGAUGUAUACAAGGGCACUCUUGAAAAUGGAAAUAUAAUUGCAGUGAAGAAACUAGCUAUAAGCUCGAGUAGAGCAAAGGCAGGUUUUGAAAGUGAAGUGAAGAUUAUUAGUAAUGUUCAUCACCGAAAUCUCAUUCGACUUCUAGGGUGUAGCAACAGAGGACCAGAUCUACUACUUGUGUAUGAGUACAUGGCAAAUGGAAGUCUUGAUAGGUUCUUAUAUGGUGAAAAAAGAGGUGCCUUGAACUGGAAACAACGGUUUGACAUAAUAUUUGGGAUAGCCCGGGGUCUUGCCUAUCUUCAUGAGCAAUUCCAUGUUUGCAUCAUUCAUCGAGAUAUAAAAUCUAGCAAUAUUCUACUAGAUGGUGAUUUCCUACCCAAAAUAGCUGAUUUUGGACUGGUAAGGCUUCUACCUGAGGAUCAGAGUCAUCUUAGCACCGGAUUUGCCGGGACAUUGGGUUAUACAGCACCAGAAUAUGCCAUCCAUGGACAAUUGUCUGAGAAGGUUGAUACUUACAGCUUCGGUAUUGUUGUCCUUGAAAUCAUAAGUGGCCGAAGGUGUAAUGAAAUGACGGCCGAAUCUACUGAAUUUCUUCUUGAACAGGCAUGGAAGCUGUAUGAGGAUGGCAUGCAUUUGAAGUUGGUAGAUGAGACCUUGGACACAAAUGAAUAUAGAGCGGAAAAAGUGAAGAAAGUGAUAGAGAUUGCUUUGAUGUGCACUCAGUCACCAGUUUCUACGAGGCCAACAAUGUCUGAAGUAGUUGUUUUGCUUGUGAGUGAUCGUUCAAUGGAGGUCACAAGGCCAACACAGCCUACGUUAAUUGACAAAGAUAAGAAGGUUCGUAGUGACACAACCACUACCACUAGUUCAUCAACAUCUAAUGCCACUGCAUCUUUCACCGAGUUUGUAGGUCGCUAAAUAGCUUGCUAAUUUUUUCAAAACUAUGUAUAAUGUGUAGCUAUUGUUCAUGAUCAAUCUUCGAGCCAUUUUAGCACCACAACCUUAUAUGGGAGAACAAGUAUAUGCAUACUUAAUUCUUGUAAUCAUGUUUGCAACACUAUUAGGUUUUAGGGUAAAAUUUGAGCUUGUUUGAGAAAUUCCUACUAAAAUUGCAGCCUUUGAAAUUAUGAAAUGACAUAUGUAUAUUUCUACACA
Molecule: messenger RNA, 1795 nt
Organism: Camellia sinensis
Lineage: Eukaryota; Viridiplantae; Streptophyta; Magnoliopsida; Ericales; Theaceae
Source: RefSeq, a predicted model, not a curated record